Fonsecaea pedrosoi CBS 271.37 is the source of this 525-nucleotide messenger RNA. RefSeq lists its product as uncharacterized. Lineage: Eukaryota; Fungi; Ascomycota; Eurotiomycetes; Chaetothyriales; Herpotrichiellaceae. The record is from RefSeq and is a predicted model, not a curated record. The transcript has a single exon. The coding region runs from base 1 to 525 and encodes 174 amino acids.
AUGCCUGUGCUCAAGGCCGCGGCAACGAGUGCCAUGGAACCAAAAGUUGCAAAUGCCCGGAAGCCAUCGGAGGAACAAGCACUCGCGAGGAUGGCCCAGAAGACCGCCGAGGUGAGAGCAGCGAGGGCAGAAAGAGAGAAGACGACGACAACAACGGCCACGACCACGACCACGACGAAGAUGGAGGAAGAGCAGGCCACCGCCACAUCUCCCAGUCGUCCUGCUCCACCUCCACGACGGUCCUCACUGGCCUCGACCCGCUCCAAGGAGAGGGCCACCGAGAAGAAAUCAACGCCGCCGCCCCCCAGCCGACGCGUCCGUUUCCUCCUCCCCUCGAUGCCCAUCGAGAUUCCUGCCAACGAGGGACCACCCCCUCCUGUCGGCUUCAGAAAGCAUCGAUCACGCCGUGGCAGAAACGGCUCGCCGAGAGACCCCGGUCGUUCUGACCGGUUUGGAGAGGUAUUUGCACCCUCGUCCUGUCGCGCUCCAUCCUUCUUCGUGCUCAAGAUAGACCCCAAGUUCUAA